Messenger RNA from Ceratitis capitata (Mediterranean fruit fly), 1604 nucleotides. RefSeq names its product protein will die slowly (gene wds). The record is from RefSeq and is a predicted model, not a curated record. The coding region runs from base 360 to 1415 and encodes 351 amino acids. Gene Ontology annotation, cellular component: Set1C/COMPASS complex. Gene Ontology annotation, molecular function: histone binding. The transcript is spliced from 2 exons. NCBI's taxonomy places the organism in Eukaryota, Metazoa, Arthropoda, Insecta, Diptera, Tephritidae.
UGGCAACUCUUUUACUAAAAAAGCAAACACGAGCCGCAUCGUCAACCACACGCAAAAAUUCAAAGAAAAACAUUAAAAUUGUUGCUAAAUAAUAGUACGAAGUGUAAAUAAAUCAACAAAAAUUAGCGCAAUAUUAACAGAAAUAAGAAAUCGUUGCAACUUCACUUCGUGUAGUACAAACUACGUUUUGAAAGCCGAGAUAAAACCGCUCGAAAGGCUCGCUUUUGCCAGAUUCAAAGCAACGCAGACGCACAACAACAAGGUGCCGCGUGGAGCAGCACUACCAGUUUACAAUAGAACGGUAUUAUUAAGCCGCAGCACUGAAUUCGUGUCACGCACCCCUGCCGCUAGUCCACAGGAUGGUACCAAUUGGUGCUGUACACGGUCACCCUGGCGUACAUCCACCGCAGCCGAUGCCAACGGCACCCACGGGUCCUAACACACUGCAAUCAUCAUCGUCGGCCGCAUCUAGUGCACCCUCCAAUAAAAGUUCAAUGUCUGUUAAACCUAAUUAUGCGCUGAAGUUUACUUUAGCUGGGCAUACAAAAGCAGUGUCAGCUGUUAAAUUUAGCCCGAAUGGUGAAUGGCUCGCUAGCUCUUCGGCGGAUAAAUUGAUUAAAAUUUGGGGUGCAUAUGAUGGUAAAUUCGAAAAAACAAUAUCUGGUCAUAAACUUGGUAUUAGCGAUGUUGCUUGGUCUUCUGAUUCACGUUUACUGGUAAGUGCCAGUGAUGACAAGACACUCAAGGUAUGGGAAUUGAGCUCUGGAAAAUGUUUGAAAACACUAAAAGGACAUAGCAAUUACGUAUUUUGCUGCAACUUUAAUCCGCAAUCCAACCUAAUUGUCUCUGGCAGUUUUGACGAAAGUGUACGUAUAUGGGACGUACGCACAGGCAAAUGUUUGAAAACACUCCCAGCGCAUUCUGAUCCUGUGUCAGCCGUACAUUUCAAUCGCGAUGGGUCUCUGAUUGUAAGCUCAAGUUAUGACGGACUAUGUCGCAUAUGGGAUACAGCAAGCGGACAGUGUUUAAAAACUUUGAUUGAUGAUGAUAAUCCACCUGUAAGUUUUGUUAAAUUCUCACCCAAUGGCAAGUAUAUUUUGGCUGCAACUUUGGACAACACUUUGAAACUGUGGGACUACUCGAAGGGAAAGUGUUUGAAAACAUACACCGGCCACAAGAACGAAAAAUACUGCAUAUUCGCAAAUUUUUCGGUAACUGGCGGCAAGUGGAUUGUUUCUGGAAGUGAAGACAAUAUGGUCUACAUAUGGAAUUUGCAAAGCAAAGAAGUCGUACAAAAGUUACAGGGCCACACAGACACUGUGCUCUGUACGGCUUGUCAUCCUACUGAAAACAUCAUAGCUUCCGCGGCACUAGAAAACGACAAGACAAUUAAAUUAUGGAAAAGUGACACUUAAUCAAACAGGCCGCUGCUAGAGAACAUCCAUAUAGUGUAUUAAUUAUAAUAGUUUAAGAAAUCAUUUUCAAAACAUUUAUUAUAAAUUGUAAUAACUAAACCGAUUUGAACAAACAUCUUUAAACAUAUAGAAUAUCAUUUCUAAUGUCUGUGUAAAGGUUUAUUUUCAUCCAAAUAAAGUGAAAAUUUU